Molecule: messenger RNA, 4536 nt
Organism: Mus musculus (house mouse)
Lineage: Eukaryota; Metazoa; Chordata; Mammalia; Rodentia; Muridae
Product: RIKEN cDNA 5730455P16 gene
Exons: 10
Coding region: 35-1216 (393 amino acids)
Biological process (GO): intracellular protein transport
Cellular component (GO): cytosol; cytoplasmic vesicle; trans-Golgi network
Source: RefSeq, marked validated
GACGGGGACACAGGGCCCCGAGGAGGUUGCCGCGAUGCUCCCGUCUUUGCAGGAAUCGCUGGAUGGGGAUGAAAAGGAGCUGGAGAGCAGCGAAGAGGGUGGCUCCGCGGAGGAGCGGAGACUCGAGCCGCCUCCCAGCAGCCACUACUGCCUGUACAGCUUCCGCGGAAGCAGAUUGACACAGAAUCGAGGGGAUAGUGAUGAUGGACGUUCAGGUGGCAUAAAUGCAGAAACCCCCUCUGGUGAUGAUUUCAGCCUCUCCUUGGUGGAUACUAAUCUACCAUCUGAAGUGGAGCCGGAACUUCGCAGUUUCAUUGCUAAGCGUCUUUCCAAGGGAGCGGUCUUUGAAGGGCUGGGUAAUGUUGCAUCUGUAGAGCUGAGAAUUCCAGGUUACCGAGUUGGUUGUUAUUACUGCCUUUUCCAACAGGAAAAACUGCUUCCUGAAAUAGCAGCAAUGGAAUCUGAACAUAACCCUUCUGAAUAUGUGGUCUGCUUCUUAGGAGGCUCUGAAAAAGGACUGGAGCUUUUCAGGCUUGAACUGGACAAGUAUAUUCAAGGGCUGAAGAAUAACAUGAAUUGUGAGGAAAGGAGUCUGGGGAAUGAUGUAAAGUCCUAUCUGAAUAGCUGGUAUGAGGAUGUGGUGUGUCCCAUCCAAAGGGUGGUUCUCCUCUUUCAGGAGAAACUGACCUUUCUGCUCCAUGCUGCUCUAAGUUACACUCCUGUUGAAUUUAAAGAGUCGGAUGAAAAAACAAAGAGAGACAUCAACAGGUUUCUGAGUGUGGCCAGUCUCCAGGGACUUAUUCAUGAAGGCACCAUGACCUCGUUAUGCAUGGCCAUGACAGAGGAACAGCAUAAGUCUGUGAUCAUCGACUGUAGCGGCCCCCAGCCUCAGUUCCACAAUGCAGGAAGCAACCGUUUUUGUGAGGACUGGAUGCAAGCUUUCUUACACGGUGCUGAAGCCGGUAACCCUUUUCUUUUCAGACAAGUCCUGGAAAACUUUAAACUAAAGGCUAUACAAGACACAAACAAUUUGAAGAGAUUUAUCCGACAGGCAGAGAUGAAUCAUUACGCUCUGUUUAAAUGUUACAUGUUCCUUAAGAACUGUGGCAGUGGAGAUAUCCUUUUGAAGAUUGUUAAAGUGGAACAUGAAGAAAUGCCCGAGGCCAAAAGUGUGGUGGCUGUCCUUGAAGAAUUCAUGAGAGAAGCGCUUGUCUGAAGUUCCAGUCCCGUGUUGAGGAUCUGUUUCAUGGAGUGUAUUGAGGCUGCAUGUGGGGGCUGUAAUUACCAUUGUUUAUAGGAUUGCACUGCCCUAAGAUGACUGGAAACACCCCAGCUUCUUCCUUUUGUGCUUUUUUUGUUUAAUUUAAUUAAACACAACAAUCAGAGGAAUGUCUUCACCAGGUCCUAGGCAGACGCUGUGUUACAGCUGGGGAAUUUUGCUGUCUCAUAAAUCCUAAGCACGUGCUGCCUAAAGAGCUCUGGAGAUGAGUUUUGGCUUCUUGGGAGUUUACCGUAGUGUUUAGCAGGAUUUCCUCCUCCAAAAGAAACAUAGUAUGCCUUUCUCAGUACAAUGUAGAAGUUUGUAAAGUACAUGAUCCUAGCAAGAUGUGAUGACACAUGCCUAUAAUCCCAGCUACUCAGGAGGUUGAGGCAGGAGGUUGUGAGGUUCCAGGCCAGCCUGAGCUACUGAGUAAGUUUAUGUCCAGCUUGGACUACAGGGCAGUCAUCACCUUCCUGGUCUUACUGCACCAUCAGCUCGCUUCAUUGACAGCCUGUUCAUCCUCUGAGUGCCUGAUACAAACCAAUGGGCAGGAAUGACGAAGCCACCUUUUGAAGCGAAUAUACACACGAAUUAUGAGUGUAUAAGCACUUAAAAAUGAGCUUUAUGUAUAGAAACUUGUGGGCUGGCAAGGUGGCUCAGAAGGUAAAGAAACCUGCCACCAAGUCUGACAACCUAUGUUCAAUCCCCAAACUCACUUGGUAGGAGAGAACCAACUCCACAAGUUGCCUCUGACCCAUACAGAGCUACAUACUCAAUAAAUAAAUACAUGAAGAUAUGGUGGGCUGGAGAGGCAGCUCAGCAGUUAAGAGCAUUGUUGCUCUUGGAGAGGAGCCGGCACCUACCUGGUGGCUCAAUUUCAGGGGAUUUGACACCCUGUUCUGACCUCCUCAAGCGUCAGGCACACAUGUAGUGUAUAGAUAUACAUGCAGACAAAACAUACACAUAAAAUAAUCUAAAACCAGUAAGAAAGAAAAGAAAGAGGAAGAGAGAGAAGAAAGGGUAUACUAGCUUCAAGAUGAAACAUUCUCUCUGACUAAAAAGCUCUUGUGGCAAUUUACACAAUAGGUAUUUAUUUGCCAGGAGCCUGUAUUUUUUUCUUCCUUAUUUCUAGAUAAAAAUGCUGGAAUUCUUAAGCAGUAUUAAGAAAAAGGGAAAUAAAACAGUUAAUAUAGGAAAUAUCCUUUACAAGCAAAUAUAAGAAUGCACAUGUGGUGAUUCAUGUCUUUGAAUGUAACCUUCCACAAGACGUAGGCAGUUGGAACUCCCUGAGUUCAGGGCCAGUCUGAUUUACUGAGUUAUAUAGUAAGCUUCAGGCCAGCCAGAAUUACAGAGUGAGUCCCUGUCUCAAUAAAUAAGAAAAUAAACAAUAUUUUAAAAAUUAAAAAAUGUAAACAAAUUCCUCUCAACACAAUUGCUCAUUGAUUUUAGAUCUUUCUGUCUGUCAUAAGCCUCAGAUCGUUUUGCCCUGAGUCAAUUGCAAGAGCCCUUGAGUCGUCAUUUCUCAUCCCAUGGGUGCCAGCUGCAGCCACACGCGUAGCUGUUCUGCAUAGCUCUUUAAUAAAUCCAUUUGGUAAUGAAUUUGGUUUAGAAAAUCAGAAGGCUUAUGUUCUCACUGCCUUUGGGAUGCUCAGAGGAGCAUGAGUCUGUGAAACGGAGGCAUUCUUAACUGCUUGUAAACCCUGCUAGGAGCUGAGUUCUAACUUUCAAAGAGACUAAUGAUAUGGCUUUCUGCCUUUGCUUCUCCAUAAGUCAGUCUAGGGAUAGGAGUCACCACGCCCUUCCUUUCCCUUUAAUGAGAAAUACAAUUCAGUAUCUUCAUAAAUGCUUUCAUAUGGCUUUAAAGUUUAAUAGCUUGGAUUAUAGGCAGUAUAGAAAAGAAUGUAAGUAGCAUUUUUAUAGCUAUCUGACGGCUGGAUAGUCAGCAGCUCUGUGGUACUUUUCUUGAAUCUUUUCCCAAUGCACUUGGUGCCCACUUGGAAAUCAUUAAAAAUGAGCGACAUUAGGACAUCGAGAUUUUGAGUCUCUAAAAUAGUAAUCUUUAUUUUUAAAUUCACAAUCAGGAGCAAAUAGAAUUCUAAAAGUAAGUGUAGGGGUUAGGGAAACAGCUCAGUGUAAAGUACUCGCUAUGCAAACGUAAGGACCUCAGUUUGAUCCUCGGGACUUAAAUACAGAAGCAGGAGUGCUAGCAUGUGCUUGUAGUCCCAGCACUGGGGAGGAGACUCAGUUCUUACUGCCAGCCCAGCUGACUUGGUAAGCUUCAGGCCAGCAGAGACCUUAUCUGAAAACAAAUGGAAAAAAAAAAAAGAUAGCUCAAUGGAUAAAGGCCCUGGCUGGCAAGUCUAGAGCCCAUGUGAAGGUGGAGGGAGAGCUCACUCCUGCAAGCUGCUCUCUCUCUCACUCUGUCUAUGCAUCCUUCAGAGCUAACUAUUAACAAACAAGAAAACAGAAGGGUAGAUGGCUCCUGAGGAUUGUCCUCUGACCUCCAAAUGUUUGUGCACACAAAUAAUAAUAUAUAUACCAAUAAUAAAUAAAAGCAAAUGCUCUACCAAAAAAUAAUAAAAAUAAACGCAAAUGCAGCCAGGCAAUGGUGGUGCACACCUUUAACCCCAGCCCUCAGGAGGCAGAGGCAGAUGGAUCUCUGAGUUCAAAGUCAGCCUGGUCUACAGAAUGAGUUACAGAAUAGCCAGUUACACAGAGAAACCCUGUCUUGGUAAAAAGAAAACCAAAACAAUAAUAAAGGAGAUGCAUUAAGUCACGUGUGGAUAUAGGAAAAACAUAACUCUAUAUUCUUUGCUUAUUUAUAGGUACUUCUUUGUAAUGUAAGCCCACUACACUACACAAUUGUAUAUAGUAGUCUUAUAUUUAAAAAGAAUCUGCAUAGGCAGAGACAGGCGGAUUUCUGAGUUCGAGGUCAGCCUGGUCUACAGAGUGAGUUCCAGGACAGCCAGGGCUAUACAGAGAAACCCUGUCUCAAAAAAACCAAAACAAAAAAACAAAGAAUCUGCAAAAUUCUGUACCACUGAAAAAAGAUGUCAUGGAAUUAAUUAUCUUGUUGAUAUGAAAAACAGCUCAUAACCAUAAGCCUAUUGUCAUAUUCAAAUUUUAAUGUGAAUGUAUUAAAUUUUAAAGGCUUGGGGGAUGGAGGAACACCCUCUCAGAACAAAGGGGAGGGGGAAUAGGAUGAAGAAUUCUAAGAGGGGGUGCUGGGAGGGGGGCAACAUUUGAAAUGUAAAUAAAUAAUUAAUUUUAAAAUA